GCAGAGAGCCGCGCGAGAAGCGAGGAGGAGCGAAGGGGCCUAGAGAGCUCCGCGAAAACUGUGUGAGGCCGGCGGGCGGCGGAAGAGGGGUCCGAGGUGGACUGGCCCGAGAGGGAGCCACGUUCCCUGAACAGCCCGAAGAGGCCGCCUAGAGGGCGGACAGACAGACAGACGGCAGGGAGGGCCAGCAUGCCCCCAUUGCUGCACCCAGCCCUGCCGCUGCUCCUGGGCGCCACGCUGACCUUCCGGGCGCUUCGGCGCGCACUCUGUCGCUUGCCCCUGCCUGCGCACGUGCGCGCCGACCCCCUGCGCACCUGGCGCUGGCACAACCUGCUAGUCUCCUUCGCGCAUUCCAUUGUGUCAGGGAUCUGGGCGCUGCUGUGUGUAUGGCAAGCCCCUGAGAUGCUUGUGGAAAUUGAGACCGCAUGGUCGCUUUCUGGCUAUCUGCUCGUUUGCUUCUCCGCAGGGUAUUUCAUCCACGACACGGUGGACAUCGUGGUUAGUCGUCAAGCUCGAGCUUCUUGGGAAUACCUCGUCCAUCAUGUCAUGGCUAUGGCUGCCUUCUUUUCAGGCAUCUUUUGGCGCAGUUUUGUCGGUGGGGGUGUCCUAACACUGCUAGUGGAGGUCAGCAACAUUUUCCUCACCAUCCGCAUGAUGAUGAAGAUCAACAAUGCCCAGGAUCUCCUCCUCUACCGAGUCAACAAGUAUGUCAACUUGGUCAUGUACUUUCUCUUCCGCCUGGCCCCUCAAGCCUACCUCACCCAUUUCUUCCUGCGUUAUGUGGGCCAGAGGACCCUGGGCACCUUUCUGCUGGGUGUCCUGCUCAUGCUGGAUGUCAUGAUCCUCAUCUACUUUUCCCGCCUCCUCCGCUCAGACUUCUGCCCUGAGCGUGUCCCCCGCUGCCGGCAACACAAAGACAAGUUCUUGACUGAGUGAGAGGCACAGAGCCUGGGACUCACAGCAAGGACAGCAAACACAACCAGGAACAGCCUCACAGAACUAGAGGAGACUUUGCCCCAGGUCUGGGGCAUCCUCUGGGGUUACCCUCUCCAGGUUUUGAGCUUGCAUCCACUAUUGAAAACACCAAUGAAAGCACUCCUCUCAAGUCCUUGUCCUUUCUUGGGCAAGGGGUGAGGGAAGCAGACCGACCGGUUGGACAUGGUAGAUGGGUGUGGGGACAAGGUGCCAACCACACUGACUUGAAAUGAAUGCUAAUGAAAACUCUGGGUGUUUUGUUUCAUACAAAGCCUCUUCCAGGGAUAGAGGAAGGGGCUCUUUUUUUUCUUUGUGAGGGAGAUCAGCCCUGAGCUAACAUCCAUGCUAAUCCUCUUUUUUGCUGAGGAAAACUGGCUCUGAGCUAACAUCUAUUGCCAAUCCUCAUUUUUU
Molecule: messenger RNA, 1386 nt
Organism: Diceros bicornis minor
Lineage: Eukaryota; Metazoa; Chordata; Mammalia; Perissodactyla; Rhinocerotidae
Gene: TLCD1
Product: TLC domain containing 1
Exons: 4
Coding region: 190-936 (248 amino acids)
Biological process (GO): membrane assembly; plasma membrane organization; regulation of membrane lipid distribution
Cellular component (GO): plasma membrane
Source: RefSeq, a predicted model, not a curated record